UAGAUCACUUACCAUCCGCCAACAUGUCUCAGCAGUAUUACUUUUCCAAGUUUCUCGUUACUUCUCAGGUUAUAUAUGCAUCCAAGUACUCCUUUGCUUUGGUGAACUUGAAACCAAUUCUUCCUGGACAUGUUCUCGUUGCCCCAAAGCGCAUUGUUGCUCGUUUACGCGAUUUGUCCAAGGAAGAAAUUGAUGACUUGUUUGAAAGCGUGCAAGUGGUGCAAAAUGUAGUUGAAAAGGCUUUCGGUGGCACUUCCUCCAACAUUGGAAUUCAGGAUGGCCCAGAAGCCGGGCAGAGCGUCCCUCACGUUCACGUUCACAUUAUUCCGCGUAAAAAAUUGGACUUUGAAAACAACGACGAUGUUUAUGUUCAUUUAGAAAAGAACGAGGCAACGAUGAACAGUGAGUUUGACAGCAACUCAGCAAUUGCCAAGGAUGGCUUGCCCAAGGCUUCUAUGAACCGCAUUAUACCUAAAGAUGAAGACCGUGCACCCAGAACUAUGGAAGAAAUGGUGAAAGAAGCCAAGUGGUUGGCAUCUUUGUUUAAAGAAGAUGCUCAUUCCUGUUGAUUUCUCUCUGAGACCCUCGCGUCCACGUGUCCGAUGUCUUUCCCGCAACAAAGCACUUCACGCACCGCUUAACUUCAACCUUCAUUCCAUCCUACUUAUCGUAUGUGACGUCAUGUUUACGUUUGGGUUUUGUGUUUAGGCGGCGGCGGCGGCGACAACGACAGCGGCACUGAAGUACUCAUAAGAACAUAAUCAUCUUUUAACGAUCCGCCGUGGUUUUUGUGCUGUAACCAUUCCCUU
Molecule: messenger RNA, 809 nt
Organism: Schizosaccharomyces japonicus yFS275
Lineage: Eukaryota; Fungi; Ascomycota; Schizosaccharomycetes; Schizosaccharomycetales; Schizosaccharomycetaceae
Product: bis(5'-nucleosidyl)-tetraphosphatase
Exons: 2
Coding region: 24-569 (181 amino acids)
Biological process (GO): diadenosine triphosphate catabolic process
Molecular function (GO): bis(5'-nucleosyl)-tetraphosphatase (asymmetrical) activity; catalytic activity
Source: RefSeq, a predicted model, not a curated record